GUGAUGUUAAUUAUUUAUGAAUGUGACGAGGAGAGGCGUGUUAAUGUUGUCACGGCAGCACUGUGAUGUGAUGUGACACUGACUGGUUGGUUGAAGUUUUGAACAACUACACUACACUUCACUCUCUACUCUCAAGUCUCAAGUCUCAAGUCUCAAUUCAACUACUAGAUAGCAAUUAGAUUAUGAAUAUGAAUAUGAUGAUGAAGAGAAUCAUUACAAUUAGAAAUCCAAGGGCUGAAAAUGAUGCUGAAAAUAACAAGCUCUCUCUCUCACCCUCAGAUUUGGAAAUCGUUACCGACAAAUGUGCAGCUUCCUCCUCCUCCCCUCUCACUUUGAUGCGUUUAAUGGGUUUCUUCGUCGUUUCAUUCAUGCUCUUCUCUGUACUCUUCUCACUCUCCGUUGUUCUUCGAGAUCCUCCUUCUGAUGCUGCCCUCCGAGAACUACCCUCAUCUACAACUACUCUCUUCCAAUUCAAACAAGGUUUGGACAGUUAUGCCUCUGAUUCUGUGGACUUGCUAAAUGAUAAACUGCUUGGUGGCCUUCUAGCUGAUGGGUUUGAUGAAAAAUCUUGUCUCAGCAGGUAUCAGUCGGCCACGCUCCACAAAGGACUAUCAGGAAAACCUUCUUCUUACCUUAUUUCUAGAUUGAAAAAAUAUGAAGCUCGACACAGAGAAUGUGGACCUUAUACUGAAUCCUAUAACAAGACGGUGAAAGAACUCGCCUCUGGCCAAUUUUCGGAGUCCUCAGCUUGUAAAUAUGUAGUAUGGAUUUCAUUUAGUGGGUUGGGGAAUAGGAUAUUGACCCUAGCUUCUGCAUUUCUUUAUGCUCUCCUCACGGACCGUGUUCUACUGGUUGACCCUGGAGUGGAUAUGGUUGAUCUCUUUUGCGAACCAUUUCCAGAUGCUUCUUGGUUUGUCCCUCCCGAUUUUCCUCUUAACAGUCAAUUGAAUAAUUUCAACCAGGACUCAAAUCAAUGUCAUGGGAAAAUGCUGAAAACUAAAUCAAUCACAAAUUCCACAGUGCCAUCUUCUGUUUAUCUUCAUUUAGUCCAUGAUUAUGAUGAUAAUGACAAGCUUUUCUUCUGCGAUGAAGAGCAACAUUUUCUCCAGAAAGUACCUUGGUUAAUAAUGAAAACAGAUAAUUACUUCGUUCCGUCUUUGUUUUUGAUGCCAUCUUUUGAGCAGGAACUGAAUAAUCUUUUCCCAAAGAAGGACAAAGUUUUCCAUUUCUUAGGUAGAUAUCUGUUCCACCCCACAAACAAUGUGUGGGGACUUGUUGUCAGAUACUAUCAUGCAUAUUUAGCUAAAGCUGAUGAAAGAGUAGGCAUACAAAUCAGAGUGUUUGACACCGAACCUGGUCCAUUUCCACAUGUAUUGGAUCAGAUCUUAGCUUGUACUUUGAAUCAGAAUAUUUUGCCCGAUGUUAACCGGGAGCAGAACGUUAAUAGUUCAGCAGGAACACCAAAGUCAAAAGCUAUACUAAUGACAUCCUUAAGCUCUGGUUACUUUGAAAAGGUAAGAGACAUGUAUUGGGAAUAUCCUACAAUGACAGGAGAAGUGGUUGGCAUUUACCAACCAAGCCAUGAAGGAUAUCAACAAACACAGAAGCAGAUUCACAACCAAAAAGCUUGGGCAGAAAUGUAUCUCUUAAGCUUAACUGAUGUGUUGGUUACUAGCUCAUGGUCUACUUUCGGCUACGUGGCUCAGGGACUUGGAGGUUUAAAACCAUGGAUACUCUACAAACCUGAGAAUCGAACAGCCCCGAAUCCUCCUUGUCAACGGGCCAUGUCAAUGGAGCCAUGUUUUCAUGCUCCUCCCUUCUAUGACUGCAAGGCUAAAAGAGGAACCGACACCGGUGCACUUGUUCCACAUGUAAGGCAUUGUGAGGAUAUGAGUUGGGGCCUUAAGCUUGUAGACAGUUAAUUUUACUUAGCCAGCUAUGACUUAUGCUACUGUACUGCCAAACUCACUAAGUUUUGCAAAUUUUGUUGUACAAUAGAAUGAGUAAUUUCCUCAAAUAUCUUUUUGUCCCAAAGAA
This is a messenger RNA of Cicer arietinum (chickpea), 2037 nucleotides long. The record is from RefSeq and is a predicted model, not a curated record. Lineage: Eukaryota; Viridiplantae; Streptophyta; Magnoliopsida; Fabales; Fabaceae.